AUGGAGGCCAUCAAGAAAAAGAUGCAGAUGCUAAAACUGGACAAGGAGAAUGCCAUUGACCGUGCUGAGCAGGCUGAGGCGGAUAAGGAAGCUGCGGAGGAAAAGUGUAAGCAGGUGGAGGACGAGCUGACGCACCUCCAGAAAAAGCUGGAAGGGACGGAAGACGAGCUGGACAAGUGCUUGGGGGACCUGAGGGACGCGCAGGAGAAGCUGGAGCUGACCGAAAAGAGAACCUCCGACGCUGAAGGAGAUGUGGCCGCUCUCAAUAGACGCAUCCAGCUGGUGGAGGAAGAGUUGGACAGAGCUCAGGAACGGCUAGCCACUGCCCUGCAGAAGCUGGAAGAGGCAGAAAAGGCUGCAGAUGAGAGUGAGAGAGGAAUGAAAGUGAUAGAAAACCGCGCCAUGAAGGAUGAGGAGAAAAUGGAGAUUCAGGAGAUGCAGCUCAAAGAGGCCAAGCACAUUGCCGAGGAGGCUGACCGCAAAUAUGAGGAGGUAGCUCGCAAGUUGGUCAUCCUGGAGGGUGAGCUGGAAAGAGCAGAGGAACGUGCAGAGGUGUCUGAGCUAAAAUGCGGCGACCUGGAAGAAGAACUCAAGAAUGUCACUAACAACCUGAAAUCCCUGGAAGCUGCUUCUGAAAAGUAUUCUGAGAAGGAGGACAAAUAUGAAGAAGAAAUUAAACUUCUGUCUGACAAGCUGAAAGAGGCUGAGACACGUGCUGAAUUUGCAGAGAGGACGGUUUCCAAGCUGGAAAAGACCAUUGAUGACCUGGAAGAAAAACUUGCCCAGGCCAAAGAAGAAAAUGUGGGCUUACAUCAGACACUGGACCAGACACUAAACGAACUUAACUGUAUAUAACCAAAAACACAACAGUCUUGUUCCAACAGCAACUCCAGAGCUCCAUGUCUUUCUCUUCUCUUGUAAGAAGUUCCUUUUAUUAUUACAUCUUUGCUUUGCUGGAAAUGUCAAACAAUGAAUUCAUGACCAAAUAUUUUGUAUCAAACAAGCUUUGAGCACCAGUUAAAUUUAAUUACUUCCUUUUCAAGUAGCACCAGCUUCUUCAGCUGUUUUUAUUAUGUUGCAUUUAUUCCUAACAUAGGCAGGACGAUUCAUGCUGAGCACACUGUCUUAUAAUUGAGGGCAUUUGGCUCCUGGGAAAUGGUUAGCCCCAUACUUCCAAAAACUGGGUAUGGUGUCUAGUCAAAGGUUGGUUGAAAUUUUGAAUAUAACUUGUUCAGUCACUAUUGGUGAAACUAGAUGAAGCAAGGGAGCAACAUGGAAAAAUGGGUGGGGAUUUUUCAUCCAGAGCAAAAACAGAAAUGGAUUAUUGUAGGAAAUCAUAAAGCAGUUAGAUUAACCUAGUCGCACCAGGGCCUUCUCCACAUUCCACCUUCCAGUAAAUAAUCAUAAUUACCUAAGUGUUUCCUGGAUGGAGCCAUCAUGGCUCAUCUAUACUUUUUUUUUUUCAUUCUAAUGUUGUCCUUUGAAGAUUUGUCUACUUUGAGAUAAGCAGGAAUAUGAGUUCAAUCCCAUUCAAGUCAGCCAUAUCAAAAAGACUUCUGGCCAUCAAUUGAGCAAAAGUGCUAUUCCCUCUGUCCCUCCCCCGCAAACAGAUUUUAGACAGCAAAGUGUCUCUAGCAACAAAGUAUAGAGAAAAGUUGGCUUAGCUUCAUUACCAUAGUUCAGGGAAUGGCAAACUGAAAAUGCACUUAUCUAGAAUUUUAAUUACUUCUUAUCUAGCUAAUAAAAGGCCAAGAAACUCCUGAUUAAACUGGAUAUGGAGUAUUUUCUAUGCAGAGGCUGCACAUUUUGGCUUUGCUAAAUUUCUGCUUUCUUGGUUAACAUCUCAGUUGAAACAUUCCAUAUUCCCCAGCAGGGUGGGGGCCAACUCAAGUUUACAAUUCCUCUUAAAAUUCAUUCUUGCUUCUAGCUCAUCUGAAUCCCCAGCCCCUCACUCCUAUUUAUUAAGCAUCAUACUACCCAGGAGACAAACUAGCAAAUUGUGCAGUUGAAUAAAACCCACACUCUUCUUUAGAUUCUUGCAACUGUAUCAUAUGUAAUAGUAUGACUUUUUCUACAUUUUGGUCCAAUAAAUUUUUACAUAAACAUCAA
Molecule: messenger RNA, 2109 nt
Organism: Jaculus jaculus (lesser Egyptian jerboa)
Lineage: Eukaryota; Metazoa; Chordata; Mammalia; Rodentia; Dipodidae
Gene: Tpm4
Product: tropomyosin 4
Exons: 9
Coding region: 1-855 (284 amino acids)
Biological process (GO): muscle contraction; actin filament organization
Cellular component (GO): actin filament
Molecular function (GO): actin filament binding
Source: RefSeq, a predicted model, not a curated record